Thrips palmi is the source of this 1503-nucleotide messenger RNA. RefSeq lists its product as uncharacterized. The coding region runs from base 415 to 1503 and encodes 362 amino acids. NCBI's taxonomy places the organism in Eukaryota, Metazoa, Arthropoda, Insecta, Thysanoptera, Thripidae. The transcript is spliced from 9 exons. The record is from RefSeq and is a predicted model, not a curated record.
ACAGAAUUUGCUUUUCGCUGUCUGUAAAGCAGUCAGCCCAAGAAAUUUACUUUCAAAGAUUUAAGACUUUCCACGAUUGUGUUUUAGUUUUAAUGCGCUCUUGAAGAAUGGCGCCUCAGUUCUUGGUUUGGGGAUGCAUUUUUGUGUCAUUGUUAAGUGUUGUCGCUUCUUGUUGCUAGUUUUUGAUUAAGUUUGUGCGAACAAGGAGGUUAUGUUUGUGUUGAUCAGCACAUUUGGAAACUCCUGUUCUCGUGGGCUGUUUCAGGCCUAUCUGACAUUUGGCCUGCUUAGUGUGGUGACUUUGUUUUUUUUUAAAUUCCCCUCUUCUGGUUUUUUUUCAUUUGUUUCUUUUGUUUGUUGCAGGUGGUUCAUCAUUCCUUGGCUUUGGUUGGCGUAGGUUGUGGUUUGGUCAUCAUGGGCUCUACGAUACCAUCUAUUGACACGUCUGUCAUAAACAGGCAGUCCAUGGUGUCAGAAGUUGCGGACUACCUACAGAAUUAUUGUUCUUUUAUCAGUGCGGAUACUGUGGAAAUACUGUUUAGUCAAGAAGUUGAUGGUGGUGAUUUCUUUGACUUAACUGAUGAAACUCUUCUGACUCAUUUCCCCAACAUUACUUUUGGGCAAAGGAAGAAAAUCAUGUUCAUUGUUGUGGCACACAAAACAUCGGCUGGUCCAGAUGGUGGUGGUUCCUGUACUGAUGAUACCCUGGGUUGUAAGCCUUUAGUAGAGAAUAAUGCUGGAUCCAGUGCAUCAAGCGGCACUUCCUUAGCUUCUUACACAAUAAGGAAAAGAGUUAGAAAGCCCAAAGUGCCAAGUGACAGGAAAAGAAGGAAAGAAAUCGACGCUGAUUCAGUGGAUCCAAUUGAUGUGCUUGCAGUUCUAAGUUCGAAGAAAAUCGGAAUGAAUGUUAUUGAAUUUGUCAGAGUUCAUAAACGAAUCAAUAAAACCCACCAAGAAAAUAUGAUGAAAAUGCUGUACGAAGAUGUAUCAAAAGAUGCAACAAGCCCUGAGAAGUACUAUCCUGAAAAUAGUUUAAAGAUUGCCAUGGCAAAAGGGAUUGUUAUGGCUUUUCCUGAGUUAAAAGAUGAUGGCGAUCAGCCCUGGAAAUCAUGGUACAAAAAGGUCAAAACCAAAUUUGAAACAUUGCAGGCCAAGUUGCCCCCUGAAAAGAAAAAGUACCAACAUGUGAAAGGCAAAGAGAUUGAUCAACAAGACAACACAAACCCUGAAGAAAGUUCUUCUUCAUCUUCCACUGAUAAUUCAUUUAGUCCUGAGUCUGACAACUUGUUAGACAAUUUGGUUGCGUGGAUGAAUGAUGCAAUACCAAAUACAGCCAACAAAAAGGAAAUAAGCCUCGCUGUGAAGUCUACAUUUGAUAUGAGGACUGCUUGGAUCAAAACUGAGAGCCCAUCAUGUUCAGAGAUUCUUUUAAAGUACAAACACUUGAUUAGCUACAGUGGAGAAAUGUUAUAUUGUAAGAAACCCGCCCUAUUCUUUCUUUAG